UCGUCAAAUACAACCCACAGAUCCAUCGAAUACAACCCACAGUCGAAAAUCGAUUAAAAAUUUUGUAAACAUGGAUUUUUUACAGGAGCCCUCACUUUACACCGUCAAGGGAAUGUGCAUUUUGGAUAACGAUGGUAAUCGGAUCCUUGCCAAAUAUUACGACAAAACGCUUUUUCCGACAAUUAAGGAGCAAAAAGCCUACGAGAAGAAUUUGUUCAACAAGACACAUCGAGCAAAUGCCGAAAUUAUCAUGUUAGAUGGGCUGACAGUCGUUUACAAGAGCAACGUUGAUCUCUUUUUCUACGUUAUGGGAUCCACGCAAGAGAAUGAACUCAUUUUGUUGUCCGUUCUGAACUGCUUGUUCGAUUCCAUUAGCUUGAUUCUGAAGAAAAAUGUCGAAAAACGUGCGUUGUUGGAUAAUUUGGACAUUUGCAUGUUGGCUUUUGAUGAAAUUUGUCAUGAGGGAAUAAUUUUGGAUGCCGAUCCAUCAAGCGUGGCAAAACGCGUGGAUUUACGCAACGACGACAUUCCAAUCGGAGAACAGACAGUUGCUCAGGUUCUGCAAUCGGCGCGCGAGCAACUCAAGUGGUCGUUACUUAAGUAAAUUUCUGUCAUUUCCAACUUUAUUUUAAAAAUUUAUUAUUAUUAUCGAAAUAAAUCUCGUAUUAUCCGCAAAAA
This is a messenger RNA of Culicoides brevitarsis, 678 nucleotides long. It is a transcript of the gene zetaCOP, whose product is annotated as coatomer subunit zeta-1. The record is from RefSeq and is a predicted model, not a curated record. Lineage: Eukaryota; Metazoa; Arthropoda; Insecta; Diptera; Ceratopogonidae. The coding region runs from base 71 to 604 and encodes 177 amino acids. The transcript is spliced from 4 exons. Gene Ontology annotation, biological process: retrograde vesicle-mediated transport, Golgi to endoplasmic reticulum; intracellular protein transport; intra-Golgi vesicle-mediated transport. Gene Ontology annotation, cellular component: COPI vesicle coat.